AUGCCUGGCGGGUACAUCUGUGACUCCGAUGCUUGGCCGGCUAACGAUGAUAUCAUUCCGGCCAAUUACCGUUUCUUGGCGUCGCAACCCUUUUUCAUCAAGCUGACACUAGAGUUCCAAUUCAAAAAUGAACCAGAUGGGAGUCCAGGCAGCACCACAAUCAUGAAAGAGUUGUUUGUCCCAAGAGACGAACGUAUGGGAAUCUCGAGGGAAGCGUGGGGCUUGAUUCGGGACGGGCUUUACCAGAUGGGCUCACCACAAAGCAUUGUUGGGGAGACCAUCCUUCAGCUCACAUGUUGUGCCAUGCAGAUGAUCAGAGAUCCGGCCAAUGCAGGGCGGAUGGUGCUUCCGAUGGAAGCUCAUGUCACUUGCGUUGAGGAGGAAGAAACGGAAACAUUGGAGGAUAUCGUGAAGAUGGAAGAGGUGGUGGUGGAGACGACGGACGUGUGUGCUGUGUGCUUGGUGGAUAUGGAGGCGGGCUCGGUGGCAAGCAGGCUCCCCUGCAUGCAUGAAUUCCAUGCGGCUUGCAUUGGUGAAUGGUUCACAUAUAACAUUUCUUGCCCAAUUUGCCGUACCGAAUAUUAG
Molecule: messenger RNA, 585 nt
Organism: Erigeron canadensis
Lineage: Eukaryota; Viridiplantae; Streptophyta; Magnoliopsida; Asterales; Asteraceae
Product: E3 ubiquitin-protein ligase AIRP1-like
Exons: 1
Coding region: 1-585 (194 amino acids)
Source: RefSeq, a predicted model, not a curated record